Messenger RNA from Clarias gariepinus (North African catfish), 2167 nucleotides. RefSeq names its product kelch-like family member 35 (gene klhl35). The coding region runs from base 1 to 1830 and encodes 609 amino acids. The transcript has 8 exons. Gene Ontology annotation, molecular function: protein binding. The record is from RefSeq and is a predicted model, not a curated record. Lineage: Eukaryota; Metazoa; Chordata; Actinopteri; Siluriformes; Clariidae.
AUGAGAAUAGAGCCUGGCCUGGAAUUGAACCCGGAUCCUGGAGUGCAGGAGUAUUUUCAUUUUGCAGCUUGCACACACCUGAAGGAUCACCAAAGGCUGGGCUACAGUAUUUCAGCAAGGUCUCCAGCCAUGGAUAUUGGGGCUGAUGUCGAAGUGGAGGCGAGCUUAAGCACCAGCUCAUACAAGCCUGAGCACGUUCUUCAUGUCCUUAAUGACUUCAGAAAAAGUGGCACCUUUACCGAUGUCGUCCUGCAAGUAGAGCAGCAAGAGUUUCCUUGCCACCGUGCUGUGCUGUGUGCCUCCAGUCAGUACUUUCGCACCAUGUUUAUGGGAAAGCUGCGUGAGAGUGGUCAGUCUGUGGUGCAGCUAAACAAGAUCUCAAAAAUUGCCCUAGAGCACCUGCUUAACUUCAUUUAUGAGGGCCGUGUUCAGCUCCAGGAGGAGAAUGUGGAGAUUGUUUUUCAAGCUGCUCACCUACUGGAUGUUCCUGCACUGUCUAGAGCCUGUGUGGACUUCCUGGAGAAAUGUGUGUGUCACUUGAACUGCCUGGGCCUGAUGGAAUUCGCCAAACACUACCUGCUGCAGCCGCUACUGGAAAAGUGCCAGAACCUGCUGUAUCAGGACUUUGGCAUUGUCACGAGACAGGAAGAGUUUCUUGAGCUGCCUGUGGAAAAAGUGGUGGAGCUGUUGAAUUGUGAAAAGCUACAGGUGCAGGAGGAAGUCCUGGUGGAUGCUGUACUGUUAUGGGUGCACCACCAGAGCUGGCAGCGGAAAGCAGCUCUUGCAAAGCUACUGGAGACGCUCCGACUGCCCUUGUUAGACCCUGUGUAUUUUACCAACAAGCUGGAGGCUGAAGAACUCAUCCAGGAUUCCCAUGACUGCAGAAAGCUGUUACAGGAAGCGAGACUCUACCGCAUGUAUGGCAGAGAGAUCAGCUCACAGAGAACAAAACCAAGAAGGCAGUCUGGCUGGGCUGAGGUGAUUGUGGUUAUCGGAGGUUGUGACAAAAGCAGGAUUUCAAGGUUCCCCAUGACUGAGAAACUGGACUCCACCACAGGGCAAUGGCUCGCCUCAGCCAAUGUGCCAGGAUACAAAUGUGAAUUUGCCGUCUGUGAACUCCACAAUGACAUUUAUUUAUCAGGUGGGCAGCUGAACAGCACACAAGUGUGGCGCUACAUGGCUCAGCUGAACCAGUGGGUUUCUGUUGGUAGGCUGCUGAAGGGAAGAUGGCGACAUAAAAUGGCCUCUCUGUGUGGAAAGCUGUAUGCUGUAGGAGGAUAUGAUGGACAGCAAAGGCUAAGCAGCGUGGAGUGUUUUAGCGUGUUUGAGAAUGUGUGGAAACCUGUGGCUCCUCUGUUGAUGCCUGUUAGUUCUGCCGCUCUGGCUAGCUGCUCUGGAAAGCUUUAUGUCAUCAGCGGAGCUCUGAGUGAGGACUGCAACACCAACAUGGUACAGUGUUAUGACCCUGUAAAGGAUCAAUGGACAUACACACUGUCCUGUCCUUUCUCUAAGAGGUGCUUAAACGCAGUGUCACUGAACGGCUCCAUCUACAUAGCUGGAGGUCUGCUGGAUGUGUUGUACUGUUACAGUCCCAAGGUCAACUCAUGGAGUAAAGCUGCUGUGCUUCCUAUGAAAUUGGAAAAUUGCGGGCUGACUGUUUGUGAUGGUAAAGUGUGUAUCAUGGGUGGUCGUGAUGAAUUUGAAGCUGUGACUGACCGUACAUGGGCAUUUGACCCCCUGAGUGGCCAGCUUACUGAAGAGAUGCCACUAUCACACAACCUGAGCAACCAUGGAUGUGUUACUAUCACACAGCACCUACAUUACAAAUGAAGGUUGCGAUUAUGUUUUUUCUUUGAAGCUGAAAAAAAUCCCGUAAUACAUAGAUUACAUCCUUGCUGCUCAUAACCAAACUGCUACAGGCUAUAAGUAUUUUUUUCAAGAAAUCCCUAACAACUAACUAACUGUGAACAUAUUAAGCUGUGAAACUACGCAUUUAUGAAGUAAUUAUAUAAAGUCAAUCACUGUAUGCACUGUAUCUCUCACUGUUAAAAUAAAAAAAUGUUGGUAACAUUUUUAUUUAUUUUUCUCUAAGUAUUAAUCUUAUAUUUGUCAAAGCAUUAUUUUAAAGUAUACCAACUAUAAUUAUUGUAAUUAUACAUAAAUAAAG